GCGAAGACAGCGAAGUGACACACAGUGAGGACUUCCUUGGCCUUAGUCACAGCGAUAUCCUGGACCGCUACAGACAGCUUCGAUCCCGAGAAUUGAAGGAAGAGACCCAAGUCUUUAUCGUCACGUCCGACAACACUAGUUACAAGAUCGUGUUGGACGUCCAAGACUUCAUGAACGGGGAUCUGAAGGUGAAGGUGGCGGGCGAGACGGAGGUGGUGGUGGAGGGUCGUGUGGAGAGGAGAGAAGAAGGAAGCUCAUCCGUGUCCUCCUACUCCUUCCGACGCCGCUUCUCCUUGCCAGAGCAUAUUGACAUGACAGCCAUCACGUGCAUCAUGUCUUCAGAUGGCAUUCUUACAAUCAGCGCUUCAAAAAUGGCAGAAGAACCGGAGGAACACAAAGUGAUCAGGUCCGCUGAGGAAGUUCAAAAAUCCUCUCAAGUUCAACGCUCGGUAUACCCAGCUGAUGAAACCAUCUCCCUCCAUGAGGAAUGUGAAAAAGAAAGCAAAGCCACACAUGACUGCAUGGACUCGGUGGAAUCUGAGAAAGCCCGAGAAUUCCUUCUGUCAACUGAUUCUGCAGCAAGAUCGAGUCAUGACACUGAGUUUGUAGAAAGUGAAAAUCAAAGCAAAGAAACUAUUCGCAACGUAGAAUCUAUUGUACCUGCAGAAGUGAUGACUGAUUCUCCAACUUUUGUGUCUGAUGAAAUGCAGUCUUGCUCCGAGUUUGCAGAAAUUUCAGAGGCUUCCUUGUGUCGCCGAAGUUCGAUCGCCAUGACUGAAACGUCUGGCAAUUUGUCUGCCUCUCGUGACUUUGGAACUUCCUCCCAGGAUUCUCUUCUGUCUGCCAUUCCCGAAGAUGAAAACGAUUCCGAAACUGUGAAAGUUCUUCAUCUUGAAGACUCUCAACAGGCUGUUGAUAUUCUUGAUCUAAAAGACUCAGAAGAAACUGCUGAAAAUCUUGAGCUGAAAAACUCACAGGAAUCUGCUGCCAUUGUUGAAGUGAAAGGCUCAGAAGCUAUUGAAAUUCUUGAUCUUACAGACUCGCAGGAAGAUGUUGACAUUCUUGAAGUGAAAGGUUCAGCUCUUGAAAUUCCUGAUCUUCAAGAUUCCCAGGAAUAUGUUAAUAUUCUCGAUCAAAAAGAUUCAGAGGCAGCUGCUGAACUUUUGGAUCUGAAAGUCUCAGAAGAAGCUGUUGAAAUUCUUCAUCUUCAAAAUUCCCAGGAAUCUGUUGACAUUCUUGAUGGGAAAGACUCACAGGAAACUGUUGCUGAGGGUCAGAAUGAGUCAGAAGCUCAGAACUCAAAGUCUUCAACCAUUUUCGAUGUAACUGAGGAUGCCGCGUCUGUGCAAGAAAGGUCCAAAUCUAUGGAUGAGGAACUUGCACAAUUUUCUUGGCAAAAUAAGUAUGAGAACGAGUCAGCAGUUCAAGAGAACUUUAAUCACCAAACAAUCCCUGAGGAAACACUCGACAGCAAAAGGACUCAGUCGGCAGCCAUUGAGAGUUGCACAAAUUCCGUGCAGUUAUCCAGAGAUUGUACCCAAGAAAAGGAAGCCGUCGAUAGUGUCGGGCAGCUGAACCUAGAAGAAACGACUGAAACCAAAGAAUCCAACCCAAUAGAUACAAUUACUUCAUCCACGACAAUUGCAAAAGAGUCUGCAGCUGUCGAAUCCUUGAAAGGAACAAGAAGGAUUCACAUAGAUUCACCAGAAGAACUCUUGCUCAUCACCAAAAGAGGAAACUUCUUCCAAGACUCAUUCUUCCUCGACGCUCACCGAGACUUCAGUGCCGCUCUCAGGCAGGUGUUGGGCAGGUGCAAUCAAGACAACUUUGAGGACGACACUGACCUCCGCCACACCGAUAUCCUGGAACGCUACAGGCAGCUUCGGUCUCGCGAUCUGAGGGAAGAGAAUCAGGCCGCUAUCGUCACAUCAGACAAGUCUUGUAUGAAGAUAAUUAUGGACGUUCAUGAUUUCAUGAGUGGAGAUGUACAAGCGAAGGUCGUUGAUGAGAAGGAGUUGGUCAUCGAGGGACUUGUGGUGAAGAAGGAAGAAGGAACCUCAUCCGAAACCUCUUACUCCUUCAGACGCCGCUUCUCUCUUCCACAGUUUACUAAAAUCACUUCUGUCAUGUCUUUAGAUGGCAUCCUCACAGUCACUGUGAUGUUUAAGGAAGGAAAUGUCGAGGCAAAUACUGCUGAAAACUCCAUUAAAACUGAAGCAAAACGCAUCACAAAAGAAAUAUUCACUCGAAAUCACUUCACUUCCUGCUGAAAAACGUC
Molecule: messenger RNA, 2278 nt
Organism: Penaeus vannamei (Pacific white shrimp)
Lineage: Eukaryota; Metazoa; Arthropoda; Malacostraca; Decapoda; Penaeidae
Source: RefSeq, a predicted model, not a curated record